AAUAGAAUAAAAUAAAUAAUAUGAAAAAACAAUUUUGGUUAAUGUAAUGUAAUUUGUAAACAAAAAUAAAAAAAAACAAUAUAAUAUAAAUAACAAAAAUAUAAAAAUGAUGUUUGUAAAACAUGAUUAUGAUUAGUAUGUCAAAUUAUUGGAAUUAUUGUCACUGUUAAUUGAGAGAUUAUUUAAUGGUUUUCUUUUACUGAAGAUAUCUAACUUGUCUUGCAAUUACUUGUAAAGAGAUUUUAAAAUCGGAUUUCGUUAUUGUUAUCGACUAACGACAAUAUGUUGACAAUGAUUAAAAAGAUAAUAACAGUGUCUAGAUGGCCGUUAGGAAGGGAGUAAUCAGUUGAACGUAAUGUAACAUAAAUGAGAAGACCAUUUCUUAAAAAGUAGUUUAACGUAUUUUAGCAAACAAUUCACAUUGAAAAACAAUAUUUCAUAGAUAACAUCCGAAAAGUACACGCGAAAUGAUUAUACAAUCCUUGAAAAGUUACACGUGUAUCAUUGUGCUCUUGAUAUCUGUUUCGAUAACUUAUGCGAUUUUUGAAAAUGCUUUGAGAAAGAGAAAGAAAUGUUUCACUUAUAGAAUCGUUCCCGAUUUCGGCCAAUAUUAUUCGAGCAUAUGAAGUAAAUGAAUCAUUAGUGAAAAAUGAAAUGAUAAAACAAAUCGUGAAAGAUAAUGGAAAACAGAAGUACUUUAUAAUUGAACAGAAAAAAGAAGACAAGAAGUGUACGGAUCGUUCGAUACAUGAUUUUCCUGAGGAUUUGUUCACACAUGAACAGCGACGUCAUGGAGCAGUAAUAUUACAUGCUUUCCUUGGAUUAUAUUGUUUUCUAUUGACGGCAUUCGUUUGUCACGAUUAUUUAUUACCAGCCGUUGAUUGUAUAUGCAUUAGUUUGAAUAUAAGCACCGAUGUUGCAGGAGCAACAUUUCUUGCAAUGGCUAGUUCUUUUCCUGAAUUGUUUGUGAAUGUUAUUGGAACGUUUUUAACCGAAUCAGAUCUUGGUGCCGGUACAGUUGUUGGUAGCGCUGUAUUCGAUACCUUCGCAACUCCAGCUUGUGGAGCGUUGAUGACUUUUUAUGCAAUAUCAUUAGAAUGGCAAGUAUUGUCGCGAGAUUGUAUAAUGUAUGUGAUAUCUGUUGGAACAUUGGUAAUAAUAAUGUGGGAUGCAAAGAUUCAGUGGUACGAAGCAAUGAUCUUGUUAAUAUUAUUUUGUUUUUAUGUAAUUUUGCUCUUUUGCGGUAAACAUAUUAGAUUGUGUUGCGAUAAAAUUUUUUUUAAUUCCAACUCUAUGACAAAGCUAUUUACUAUUGAUGAGAAUUUGAAUGAGAAUUUGUCUUCUAAUUGUUCAUAUAAGCUGCGUUCUCAAAAUAAUGCAGUUGUUGACCAUAGAAAGAAUUUGAAUAUCCAGGAAUUAGAAAAGCAACAGAACCGGAUACAUGAUCCUGAAAAUAUAGAGAAUUUUGAGAAAUCAAUAAAGCGUUCAAUUUUUGAAUAUUUAUUCACUUGGCCAAUAGAGCGAACUAUUAUUGAAAAAUGUUGGUUCAUGUUUGGUUGGCCAUUGAAAUUUUUAUUAUUUAUAACGAUACCAGAUCCUAAAAUUGAACGAUUGAAACAUUGGUAUCCGUUAACUUUUAUCAUGUGUAUGAUUUGGAUUGCGAUAUCUUCGUAUUUAGUUUCUUGGAUGACAACAGUUAUCGGUGAUAUCAUAGGUAUCCCCGAUUCCAUUAUGGGUCUUACAUUUCUAGCAGCUGGUGGAAAUAUGCCAGAAGUUGCGUCAAUUGUAAUUUUAGCAAGACAAGGCGACGGAAAUAUGGCAAUGAGUAAUACAUUGGGAGCAAAUAUUCUUGACAUCUUACUUUGUUUGGGUUUACCAUGGAUAAUAAAAUGUCUCAUGGAAAAAAGAUAUGUGGAAAUUGAAUCAGGAGCUUUAAAAUAUAGUGUAUUUUCGACAGUUAUUUGCGUAAUUGUUCUUUAUACAGUUAUAGCAUGUUUUAAAUUUAAAUUGAACAAGAAAGUAGGAAUUAUAUGUUUAUUUCUAUAUACGAUAUUUAUAAUAUUUGCUAUUCUUAUAGAAUUGAAUGUUUUUUUCAUUAUAAAUUUACCAAUGUGUGAUCAAUGAAUUAUUAAUUUCUUUCAUACAUUUCAUAUGCAAUUUUUAGAUUUCAUUAUUGAAAAAAUUUUAUAAUUUUUUUAUUUUCAUAAAAUAAGGAUUUUAUUUAAAACGAAAUGAACGAAAAUAAACUUGUUUUUAUUUUUCAGCGAUUUCAAUCACUGAUAACAAUCAUAACUAAAUAAUAUCGAUAAUUAAUGACACAUAGAAUAGUGAUCAUAUACUUUCAUACACUUUGAAUUUUAUCUUCAUUACAUUAAAAAUUCAUAUUAAAUUAAAUUUCUAGUAAAAUAAAAAAAUAAAACAAAUAAAAAUAAAACAAUGUUAUUAUAAAAUAAAAGCUUUAUAUGUCUUAAUAUAUAAUAGCAAAAAAUAAAUUAUUUAUUCUAAAAAUUUAGAAUUAUAUAAAAAUGUUUUAUUACAUAAACGAUUUUAUGCAAACAUUAUUUAAAUGAAUUUAUUUUCUACUUUUAUUUGUUUUAACUAAAUUUUUUAAAUAUAUUUUUAAUAAUUUAUAUAUACUUUUUUAUUUUUUAACACUGCAACAUUUCUUUGUUGUAUUAAUUUAAAUUUGUUAUAAAAAUAAAUAACUAAGUUUUUUUACUUCGUCUUUCAUAUAUUUUUUAUUUUAUAUGUUCUUUUAUAUUUUACAUUAUAUUUAUUUAUGUUGAUUCAAAGCAUCUUUAUUUAAAUCACGAGUACAGAUCUUCCAUCAUCUUUCAUUGCAGGUUUGAUAUAUUAUUUUUUAAAUUUUUGAAUAGAAUGAAAUCUAAAAAAUAAAGAAUUCUAAUUCUAUAUAAAGAAUUCUAUUGACAAAUAAAAUUUGAUAUAUUUUUAAUUAAAAAUUAAUAUGGCAAAUUUAUUAUCUUUAUAAUAAAUCCCUCCAAAUAAAUCUAUAUCUGAAAUGCAAUUACAAUGAAUGGAAUUAAUAGAUUUCAACUGAUAUAAUGAUUUAUAUACAAUGAUUUAAUAUUUGUAAAAAAUAUUCUAAUAUUUUCUACAAUUACAUGAUGGAAAUUUCUAUUGGAUAAACAAUGAUUCAAGGCAUUUUAUUCGUAUUAUCAAACUAAACUAAAAUAAAAUUUAAAUUAAAAUAUUAAUUUCAUGAAAUGUCUUGUAUAAUUUCUGGAUUUAAAUUUAUUUCUGAAUAGAGAUUUUUUGAAUCGAUAUAGAAAAACAUAUAAAAUAGAAAAAAUAGAGAAGGUUUAUAUAAAAUAAUGACAUUUUAUUUUUGUAAUAAAAUAUUGCAAAUUAACAAUUAUUGCAAAUACGAUCAAUAAGUCACAAUGAAGAAAUUUUGUGAUAUUAAAAAAAUUAUUAUAAUAUUAUAUGUGAUAUUAAAUAAAUUAUUAAAAAUAUAUUAUAGAAGUUUAUUUAAAAAAUAAAUGAAAAUUAAAAAUAAACAAAUUUAAUAAUUUGUAUUUAACUAUAAAAUUUGUAAAAUUAUCUAUAACGAAGAAUAAAUUUUGUUUUAAAAAAUUAUUAUAGAUUCUUAAAAUAAAUAACUUAUUUUUAUUAAUUAUUUUCUAUUUUAUUAGAAAAGCAAUAGUUUGUAACAAUAUUAUUUUUAUUUUACUACAUUUUUGUUUUAUUAGAUUUGUUUAAUUUGUUUAAUACAAUAAAUUAUUGACAUAUAAUAAAGACAAAAUUCAGAAUUUUGUAAAUAUAUGAUUACUAUAGAUAAGUAUUCAUAAUUAUGAAUAAUUAUGAAUAUUUUUUAAAAGAAUACUAGAUGCUAAGGAUUAAUCUUGUUUUAUUCAUUAAUCUCAUUAAUCUUAUAAAUAGUUAAUCUCGUUAAUUCUAUAAGUUCAAAAGAAAAAAUUAAUUCCUGAAGGUUCAAGUAUUAAGAUAUAUUAUCUUGUGGUACUUUUCUUAUGUAGCAAAUCUAUUAUCAACAUUUGUGUACAAUAUCCUUAAUAUAGUACCUUCGUAUUAUAUUCAUGUUAAUGAUAGAUUUGUUAUUGAAAUUUCAGUACCAAAACUAAUAAGUAAAGAUUAUUAAUUAAAAAUAAAAAAUUAAAAAUAAAAAAGAAAAUACAAGUUAGAUAUAAAA
Molecule: messenger RNA, 4168 nt
Organism: Apis cerana (Asiatic honeybee)
Lineage: Eukaryota; Metazoa; Arthropoda; Insecta; Hymenoptera; Apidae
Product: sodium/potassium/calcium exchanger 3
Biological process (GO): calcium ion transmembrane transport; intracellular calcium ion homeostasis
Cellular component (GO): plasma membrane
Molecular function (GO): calcium, potassium:sodium antiporter activity; calcium channel activity
Source: RefSeq, a predicted model, not a curated record